AUGUUGCCAACAAUCAACUUUCAGCAAUGGAUUUUGAGUCUGCCACGUGCAACAUCGUUUGCGGGUAACCAAGGACUAUACGGCUCAUGGGAGGCUGUUGCCAGCUCCUCAUCCUGCUGUGAGGCGCUCUCCAAGAGCCUUGGCCGCGAUGCUGUCGUGUUCCCGCAAGACAAUGCGUACUCGCGUUCGCUCAACUCAUUCUUCAGUGUGAGAACUCAAGAGAUACACCCCAGCUGUAUUGUGCGUCCGACUUCGGCAGUGGAGGUAUCAACAGCCGUGAAAACACUCACACUGGGAGCCACAAUAUGGGAAGGCGACAAAUGUCAGUUUGCCAUUCGAGGAGCCGGUCACACUCCAUUCGGCGCGGCCAACAUCGAAAAUGGAAUCGUAGUCGAUCUUGUCCACAUGCCAUCAGAAGGCUUGUCGGAUGAUCUCGAGACAAUCACGGUCUCGCCCAGCAUGACAUGGGACCAGGUCUACGAGACACUCGAAGUUCACAAUCGCAGCACACUGGGCACCAAAGUUGCAGGUCCCGGUGUUGGCGGUGCAGCGACUUCAUGUGGUGUAUCUUACUUUUCUCCGAGGUAUGGAUUCAUUUGCGAUAUCGUUGAGAAUUUCGAGGUCGUACUUGCGACUGGCGAGAUUGUCAACGCGAAUGCCAACGAGCACCCUCGACUCUGGAAAGCACUGCGUGGCGGUAUCAGCAACUUUGGUAUUGUCACCGCACUUAAGCUGAAGACUUUCGAGCAAGGGCCUUUCUGGGGUGGUCAAACCUUUCACACCGUCGACCAGCGAGGUCAUCUUUUUCAAGGACUGAAAGACUUGGCGCAUGCCCAUCCAUACGAUCCAUAUUCACAGUACAUCGCCUCGCUGGUGUUCCUGAACAUUUCCCAAUCUUGGAUGGCAGCCAGCAACCUCCACUAUACCAAGAGCGACCCGCCAGUCGAGAACCCAGAGGUCUUCAAGGCAUUUACAAGUCUAUCGCAGACGCCGCCAGCCCCUGGGGCCCCGCCGAAUACCCUACGCGUUGCCCCAGUCUCGAGCUAUGCGGCGGAGUAUGCACAAGUUCUUGCCUACCCCAAGCGUUGGAUGUACGCCACCAUCAGCUUUGCACCUGAUGCGGAAUUCAUGGAGGAGUUCUUCCAGAUGGCAGACAAGGCCAUGCAACCAUUCAAGCAACUUGACAGAUUCCAGCUUGCCAUGAAUCAUCAGCCCAUGCCCACACUGCAGUCCGAGCGGUACGGUGCUGUCGACUCGCUUGGCCCCAUUCAGACCCAGGGCAAUGUCGUCUUCAUCCAUUGGGCGCUGUCUGUAGAUCGCAACGAGGGCAAGCAUUACCCCGACAUUCAAGCUGCCGUACAAAAGCUGUUCAAGAAUACAAACAAGAAGGCGAAGGAGUGGGGUGUCUACCGAAGCUAUAUCCAACCAACGUAUGCCGAAGCUUGGCAGAACCCGUUCGAUAUGCGAAGCAAAGGCACGCUGAAAGACCUUCGCGAGACAAGCAAGAUCUAUGAUCCAAAUCAGGUCUUCCAGAAGCAGGUUCCUGGCGGCUUUAAGCUGCCACGGGCUUGA
This is a messenger RNA of Fulvia fulva, 1572 nucleotides long. Its product is annotated as FAD-dependent monooxygenase CTB5. The record is from RefSeq and is a predicted model, not a curated record. NCBI's taxonomy places the organism in Eukaryota, Fungi, Ascomycota, Dothideomycetes, Mycosphaerellales, Mycosphaerellaceae. Gene Ontology annotation, molecular function: FAD binding. The transcript is spliced from 2 exons. Bases 1 to 1572 code for a protein of 523 amino acids.